Messenger RNA from Biomphalaria glabrata, 2596 nucleotides. RefSeq lists its product as uncharacterized. The record is from RefSeq and is a predicted model, not a curated record. Lineage: Eukaryota; Metazoa; Mollusca; Gastropoda; Planorbidae. Bases 1320 to 2027 code for a protein of 235 amino acids. The transcript is spliced from 8 exons.
GAAUAGUAAGAAAUGACCAAAAUAUCACUUUUUCAUUCUCAUCAUAUUUAUAUUGUACAACCAUUUCUCUAUCAAAUUCAGUUUAUUUGAGGCAAGUAUUCCUUCUAGAAGUAUUUUAAAAUAAUUUUUGUAUUAGGUGGGGUAGUGUUUGUUUACCUUAGCAACGACCAUAAGCAGGUAAAUAUUUUUGUUUUUUUGUAAACAAUACUUUUUAACUAUUUUCUAAUGAAGUUAAAAUGCGAUAUGCUUAUAGAUAUAAAGGAAGUAGCUAAGGGAAUGUACUCUAUUACUUCACUGUCCCAGUCAACAAAAGCAUGUUUAUUUCCUGUGGGUUUUUUUGUAAUUUCUAGCAACAUUUUUUUCGUUUUGGAUUGCUGCUGGUGAAAGACUCUUUUGUAUAUUUUGAUAUUUAGAUCUAUAUUCAUAUUGCAUUUUUAUUUUUGUAACAAUAAUGGCCAAUAAGCAUAAUAAAAGGCAAAGUUGUGGUAGAAAAAGAAAAUUUCGUGGGAAUAAAUACACCAAGUCUGCAAAGUCUACAAGUAGUACAAGUGAUGAUCAUGGACAAGUUGGUGAACAACAAGAGACACAUCAAGCUGCUUCACCUAAUGUAGAUAUUUCAUCUGAAUCAAGUUUAUCAGAUAAUCCACUGGAUUGUAAUAUCUUUAAAUCUUUUUAAACCUAGCAUGUUUUAAUAAUUUCUUGGCAAGUUACUUGAUAUGUCCUAAAAGGCUAAAUGCUUCAACUAUUCUCUAAAUUUGUUUUUGAAUGAAAGCGCAAGAAUUGGAUUUUGUCAGGAACUAAUUGUGAAAUGCACUUCAGCUGACUGCUCAUUUGAAGAAAGCUUUAGAUCUUCUAAAGAAAAUAGAGAUGGUCAAAAAAGAGGAUUUAGGGAAAUAAAUCUCAGAAUGGUAUCAUUUGUAAGAUCCAUAGGUCGAGGUCACAGUGCGCUCUUGAAUUUUUGUCAACACACAAACAGUCCACCUCCUAUUUCUGAAACAUCUUAUCAAUCUGUAAUGCAUACCAUAGGCCUUGCAUCUAAGAAAGUUGCAGAAGAAAGUAUGGAAAAGGCUGCACUUCAAGGGAAGUGAAAGAAAAGGUUGGAAUCAGCAACGAAGAAGGCAUCACUGACUGCGGUGUGAGCGUUGAUGGGACAUGGCAGCGUCGAGGGCACUCGAGCCAUCAUGGCGUUGUUACAGCCAUAUCAAUAGAAACAGCCUCUCAGCACGUCACGACGGAGAAAACAAUCUCUGCAACGCUUCAGAGAGAUACAUUAUGGGUUCUCCUGAUGCGGAAAAAAAGCCUGGGACAGAGUAUAAUCCAUGGCUGUUCUCUCCCUGCAGUGUCAGUUACUUUACCAGCUUUAUGAAGAAAAAAUUGAGCUCCAGGCUUCCGAAUCUAGACGCUCUAUCACUGAAAUCUGCCAAGCAAUGUUAUGUGCAGAUGUUUUAAGAGGGUUAUGUAUCCCGCAUAUAGCACUCACUGGAACAUCUUGUGGCGAUGGAAAGGUCUGCAUAAAUGGACAAUGUGUCAGCGACCCAUACGCUCCUCAAAUUGAUGAAAACUGUGCAUUUGGAGACAGACCGAGCUAUUCUUGCAGUUUGUUUAUCAAUGACUUUAUGGGCAACUGUUACUCUACUCUUGGCUAUCGAGCAUGUUGUGACACGUGUAACAAUGUGUCUAGGCCCAUGAAAGGCUGUGAAUACGGAGAUAGAAUCAUCGAUUGUACAAAAGAUCACUGCUUGAAUUCUCAAGUGGAUUGCUGCGGCACGUGUAACUAUAGCACACCCUUUACCCCAACGUACAGCACCAGAAGAAGCACACCUAAAAGAUCCACGACAGCAAAUCCCCUUGUGCUAUUCACUUUCAUUAAAGAUUGUGAACAAGGAGAUCAAGACUUGAGACCAGAACUGUGCACUAAUUUUAGCGUCUGCCUAAUACAGCCAACACUGCUCGUCAUAUUACACGUCUGCAACUACAAGUACCACGACAACGAGACCAUUGAUACCAUCCACUUCACCCAAAACUAAGUGUGUACUAGGAGAACCAGAUUUAAGUCCACAGCUGUGUACUAGCCGUAGUAUCUGCCAGACACAGCCAUUGAUGUGCUGUAAAUAUUGUUCUUCCCGAGACAAUUCUGCAAGCCAUCUCUCUUUAUACACUAUUUGGAUAUAUUGUUUUUGUAUUGCUUUCUUUCUUUAUAUUAAAACAAAUGUCUAUUAAGUAGAUAAAGUACAAAUGUCUAUUAGGUAGCUAAAGUACAAGACUCUUAGGUAGAUCAAGUACUUACCCUUGUUCGGAAUUUUUUUAAAGUUUUUGUCUAUUUCUUAUCUUUAUACCAUUUUAAGCAUUGUUUACACAAGGAAAUCAAUUAUAAUGAAGCAAUCUAUCAAUCAUAAUGAAGCAAUCGUUGGUGUACUGUGCAUGAAAUAAUAGACCUCUAAAACAUGUGGCCAGGGCCGGCCUUAGAUAAUGAGCCUCCUUGUCCUUAUCAUUAUGAGGAACAUUUUGUACAUCCUCUUAUAAUUCUGGAUCUAGAGAUAAAUUAUGUUGCUUGUUUUUAUUUCUUUUAUUAAACAGUUUCAAGUUCUUUAUAUAA